Tuber melanosporum (Perigord truffle) is the source of this 678-nucleotide messenger RNA. RefSeq lists its product as uncharacterized. The transcript is spliced from 3 exons. NCBI's taxonomy places the organism in Eukaryota, Fungi, Ascomycota, Pezizomycetes, Pezizales, Tuberaceae. Bases 1 to 678 code for a protein of 225 amino acids. Gene Ontology annotation, cellular component: DASH complex; spindle microtubule. The record is from RefSeq and is a predicted model, not a curated record. Gene Ontology annotation, biological process: attachment of spindle microtubules to kinetochore.
AUGAGCACUCUCCUAUCCCCACACCUACAGCAAAUAUCCGCCGCCGCGAACUCCCUCUCAUCACUCCCCUUUGCCCCACCAAAGGUCUUCACAAACGCCCUCCUCCGCUCAACAGACAUCGUCUCGCUAAUCCGCGACACCGACGCACACGAGCGCGCACUCUUCACCGUUCCCGCCGCACCGACGGAAAAGGACAUGAAAAAGUCGCGCAUGAGCAUCGCGCCGCGGAGAAAUACUGCUGUGUACUCCGCCCUGGGAGGGGACAUGGUUGAGAAGUUGCGGAGGGGCGGAGCUGGGGGUGUGGGUGGUGGUGUCGGGGGCGUUGCGACGGGAGAGGUGGAUGUUGAGGUGCUGCUUAUGGGUGCCGAGAGGCUUUUGGGGGUUUAUCAUAUCCCUGGUGCGGAAGAGAGGAUACAUAGAGCUAGGGAGCGGUACGAUCACUUGACGGAGUCGUUGGAGAAUUACGAAGCGCUUGUGGAGGCUCAGAGGCAGCAGUUGGAUUUGCUACAGGGUCCUGAGCCGGAAGUGGUGGUGGUGGAGGAGGAAGAAGAGGCUGGAGAGGAGAUUACGGAUGAGAUGCUCGCGGCGGAGGAAGAGGAGAUUAGAGAGCUUGAGGAACGGAAGGCGGAGCUUGAGGAGAGGAUUAGAAAUGUUGAUAGAAGAAUGUAUCGGCGGUAG